GAGAAAAUGAGCAGCCAUAAAAAUGGUGAAAUUUUAUCAAAGAAAGCUCAUGCAGUGGUAUUACCAUACCCAGCUCAAGGCCAUAUUAAGUGCAUGCUAAAGAUGGCUAAGCUCCUACACCACAAGGGCUUCCAUAUCACCUUUGUCAACACCGAGUUCAACCACCGCCGCUAUCUCAAGUCCCGAGGCCCCCGCGCCAUGGAUGGAAUCCCUGGUUUCCGGUUCGAGACCAUUCCUGAUGGACUCCCUUCUUCUAAUGAGGACGCCACUCAGGAUGUGCCCGCACUCUGCCAGGCCAUUCGUACGGUUCUCCUUCCUCCGUUCAUGGAUCUCCUUCGAAGGAUCAACCGAGACGGGUUGAGCCCUCCGGUAACGUGUAUACUCUCCGACGGGGUCAUGCCGUUCGGUAUUGAUGCCGCAGAACAACUAGGGAUCCCGGUUGUCACUUAUUAUACUUUUGGGGCUUGUGGGUUUUUAGGAUGGGAUCAAUAUCGUCCACUUAAGGAUAGGGGACUUACACCACUUAAAGAUGAGAGUGAGCUGACGGAGGAGUAUUUAAACACUAAAGUGGAUUGGCUACCUGGAUUUGACAACUUUCGUAUCCGGGACCUGCCCUCGUUCUUUCAAACAACCGAUCCGAACCACCCAAUCUUCCAUUUAGGCAUGGAAGCAGCCGAAGCAGUCCCUAGAGCUUCCGCGCUAGGCAUCGAAACCUACUACUCCCUCGAGCCUAAAAUUCUCAACCACCUCUCCUCCAAAUUCCCAAACGUUUUAUCCGUUGGCCCCCUCCAAUUACUCCUAAGCCGAAUCGAGUCCACUUCAAACUCGCGUUAUCUAGAUUCCAUCGGGUAUAACCUGUGGGCGGAGGCACCGGAAUGCUUAAAGUGGCUCGAUUCCAUGGGAGACAAAACAGUGGUAUAUGUCAACUUCGGUAGCAUCACUCCCGUGACUCCUCAACAAUUUAUUGAAUUCGCGUGGGGUUUGGCCAACAGCAAGCAGCAUUUCAUGUGGAUCAUCAGGCCAGAUAUGGUCAUGGGGGAAUCAUCUCUUCUUCCUCCGGAGUUCUUAGAGGAAACAAAAGGGAGGUCUCUGAUAGCGGGCUGGUGUGAUCAGGAUUUGGUUCUCAACCAUCCGGCAGUGGGAGGAUUCUUAACACACAGCGGGUGGAAUUCGACCAUUGAGAGCUUGUCGGCAGGUGUGCCAAUGAUUUGCUGGCCUUUCUUCGCCGAUCAACAGACGAAUUGUAGACAUGCUUGUGAGGAGUGGAAGGUGGCUCUACAGAUUGAUAAUGAUGUGAAGAGACUUGAAGUAGAGAAGCUUGUGAAUGAUUUAAUGGAGGGGGAGAAGGGGAAGGAGAUGCGAGGUAAUGCUUUGGUGUGGAAGAAGUUGGCAGAUGCGGCCACAACUGAAAAUGGAUCUUCAUCCGUUAAUCUCGACAAUCCCCGGGUUGAUUACACAUGUCGGACUGCAGUGGAUGACCAUGCAGUGGAUGACCAUGCAGACCAUCAACCAGCACUGGCUGAACUGAAUGAUUUUGAGGAUUCAGUGAUGUCAAAUCAAGAAAAUCCAUCCGAUCACGAAGAACAGAAUGAUCUCGAUGUUGCCGUUGUGCACAAUGAUGCUCCGUCACCACCUCUUCAACCGCAAUCUGUUGAGGAUGUACGUGAGGACAUUUUAGAUGAAUCAGUCCUUGUUGAACCGGAAGAUGUAGAGGCUGAACCGGAUGGGGCACACAAAGUGCAGACAACCACUGUUGAAGACGAUGAUCAGGUUGAAGUGAAGGAACAGGUUGAUGAACCAAAAUCUCCGCCUGAAAAUCCAAAUGAUCAGGGGGCAGGGAAGGAAAAUGGAAGGAAAAUUGACGUUCUGUACGAAGGUGCACCUGGUAAUAUUACCCGUCAAUUACUUCGUUCAAUGCAAAUGGGUCGCGAAAUUUCGAGCGAAGUGAUUGACGCUUGGUUAAUAUGGAGCAUGAUGCCACCUUAUUUUCCCAAUCCAUUGAAGAAGACAUGA
Impatiens glandulifera is the source of this 2013-nucleotide messenger RNA. RefSeq names its product 7-deoxyloganetin glucosyltransferase-like. Lineage: Eukaryota; Viridiplantae; Streptophyta; Magnoliopsida; Ericales; Balsaminaceae. The transcript is spliced from 8 exons. The record is from RefSeq and is a predicted model, not a curated record. Gene Ontology annotation, molecular function: UDP-glycosyltransferase activity. Bases 7 to 2013 code for a protein of 668 amino acids.